GCAUUCGAUAGAUCCUGGUUCGCGAAAUUUAACGCACUAUGCAAUUUACAGGGCUCGCGCACGUCCUUUGAAUGUAAUUAUUUGCUUUCUAUUCAGUCAUGUUUCUAUCAGCUGUUUAGCUUUUUAGUCCGAAAACAACAACCUCAACGAUACUAUCGCUUGGGCCUUAGAAAACAGUUGUGCCAUCACUGGAUAGACAGCUCUAUCCUCUGAAAAAUCAAUUUUUCCAAACUGAUUGUAAACACGAUGCCAGACAGAAAGAGGAUUCUUUGUCUUUAGUAAUAUAUCUUAGGAUGCCGAGCUCCUAUCUGUUCGCCGCCAGCAGUGAAGGGCGCGUCUACACGCUGUCCACCAGCUCUGGAGCGUGGCGCGAACUUCCCUACCUUGGAUUGGAGUUCAAGAAGAUCUGCGCCGUGCCCAACUUUUUGUGGGCUAUUGGCGGCGACCGCCAGGUGUACGUUCAUGUACACGGUCUGGACGUGCCCAUUCGGAUUCGGGAAGAGUCGUACGAGAACGAGCGCUGGCUGCCCAUCGAGGGCUUUUCGAAGACACUGCUGCCCACGGAUCGGUACAGAUACUCCUCCGCCGAUGGCAGCGUGGAGCGUGGUGUGGACAAAAUCCGACUGCCCUCGAUGGCCUGGCAAUGGGACGGCGACUGGCACCUGGACCUAGAGCUCGAUGGACAGCCGCUGCCUGAGGAUGGCUGGAUGUACGCCUUGGACUUUCAGGCCACGUACUCGGCAAAGAAGUCAUGGAACUCGUAUGUGCGACGACGCAAGUGGGUGAGAUAUAGGAGGUAUGCCGCCUUAAAUAGUUGGUGUGCAGUGGCACCACUGCACAAGGAUCCCACCCAGGAGCCAUUCAUAGACGUGGCUAUAGGCGGCACUUGUGUACCCAACGCUCCUGCCGGCACUUUGUGUGUCUGGGCCAUUACCGCCCACGGCAGAGCUAUGUUUCGCACGGGGGUGUCCAAAACGGCGCCCGAGGGUCUUCGCUGGACAGCUGUACCAACGCCAACGGGCAGUGAACUCUCGCAGAUCAGCGUUGGGCCUACAGGAUUGGUUUGGGCGGUUCUCUACAACGGACGUGUGAUUGUACGCACUGGUGUAACCAGAGACAACCUAGUCGGGGACUCGUGGUUGGAUGUCAAGACCCCCGUGGCCGCCUGCAGUUUGCGCAUAGUUCAUGUUUCCGUUGGCACCGAUGCAGUGUGGUGUGUGACCAAUGAUCAUCACGCCUGGUUUAGGAGAGGCGUUAAGGGUGAGGCAGCGGGCAUAAGCGAGGAUUCGGCCAUUGGUAAGGGCUGGGUGGAAAUGGUGGGAAACAUUUCAAUGGUUUCUGUGGCGGCCAACGAUCAGGUCUUUGCAGUUGGGGCCGCUGACCGUUGCUUGUACCACCGCUCUGGGGUGACCUCGGCCGAUCCCACUGGCAAAAAAUGGCGUUUAAUUCAGUGUCCAAUGCAAAUCAGCCGCACAUCUAGCUCUCUAUCAAUAGUCUCUCGUAAAAGUGGCGGAAGUAGUUCAACUCCAGGUUCCAAGCACCAGAGCUUCUCCAAUUUGUACUCUAAGGAGAAGGAGAAGGGUGUGGUGGAGACCUGUGCAAUUAUAGAAACUGUGCUCAACAGCUCUACAGGCUCCUGCUCUAGUAAUGGGGGUCCACCUGGUCUACUUAAGAACGAGCGUUGGAAACUCAGUGCCGAUUCACCUCCGACUAUAGGAAGUCUGAACCUCAACGAUCGCCACAAGCAGAGAACGGCGGCGCUUCGCGAAACUUCACAUGCUUCCAGUGCUCCCGCAGCGGAUGUGGUGGAGGUGAUUACUGGAAAGUUUGAGACACAGCUGAGGAACCCAAGAGCUUGGUCUCCCGUUCGAAGUGUUGGCUCCGUUGUGGGCACCGAAGCGCACCCAGAGAGCGAUUCGACCGUGUUUGAGUCGGACUCCACGCACCAUGGAUCGGAUGUGUUUUUGGGAGAAGAUGACGACCAUACGGGAUCUCAAUUUUGGACAGAAUGUGGCAUACUAUGGAGCUGCGUAGCUCCUGGUGCUGUGACUGUGGAUGCCAGCAACAUGCCCAAUUGGUUUAACGAGCAGACGAGCGACAGUAAAGUGGAUGUGAAUGCCAAUUGGCGGAAGGAUAUUCUUAGCAAGUUGCAGCGGCGGCAGGAAAAACUUGCCAAGCUGCAGACUGUGGCCAAGUUCGAGAAGGCAGUCGAGCUUUCUUCGUGGGUCAAAUCGGCGGAUGCGCGUUAUCAGCGACCUGGGGGCGAGUUUGAGGAUUGCGUCAUCGAACUUGAGUGGGUGAGCAUCGGCUGUGGAACAAAUAGCUGUGAAAACUCGCAAUCCAGUGACUCUGGCACUUUUACGGUUCUUAGUCCUGAUGGAGCAGCCACAAAGAUUCAGUUUCCGUUGUCUGACAUCACCUGUGUUCAGUGCUGCAGUGAAGCAGGCGCACCCCGUAUCGCCAUUCAUGCUCCUCAUCUUCCCGUGAACUGCUCGCCCGUUAAUCUACAGUUCUCCAGUGACUCGGAAAUGGAGGACUGGUUGUCCCACCUGUCGUCAGUUUGUAGCCAGAUCAACACUCUGGUGGGAAAACCAGCUGACAAUGCUAUCUGGAUAACCAGCGAGUUGGGCGAUGUCUUUGUUUUCGAUGCCGCCAACAUGAAGGCACAGCAGACAAGUGAACCCGGUGAUGGAUACGUGGAGAAGAUGGAUGUUUCCACAUGCGAAACUCCAUACUACAAUACUCUUUACAAUGGAAUGCCGUGUGGUACUGAGCUUGAGAUAUCUGGCUGUGUGUACGAUGACGCUGACCAGAUUCGCUUCGACUUGCAGUCGCAUUCUACAGUAAAAGUUCAGCAUCAUCGCGUGGAGAAGCAUCGGGUCAUUGCUUUGCACCUGAAUCCCCGUUUCAACGAACGCACCACGGUGCUCAACUCGAUGAAGGGGUCCGAAUGGCUGGACGAGAUUCGCAAUGACAAAAUGGCCUUUGCUCCGGGAUCAACUUUUUCGUUGAAGAUUAGAGCUCUGCAGGAUCACUACUUGAUUAUCGUGAACAAUGCCGUUUAUGCCGACUACAAGUACCGCAUCGAUCCGGAGAGCGUGACCCGGCUUUAUGUGAGCGGCCGCAUUAAGUUAUUCAACGUGCUCUACCGAUGCCCUUCCCUAAUUGUCUCAAUGGAGCGUAUGCACUGGCGCCAAAUGGGCGGUCACAUAAAGAGGAUUUUCAACGCCGGCGUGGAUGUGGUGUGGGGCAUAUCCUGUGACAACACUGGCUGGGUGUACAACGGUGGCUGGGGAGGUAUGUUCCUGAAGGGCUUGGAGGGCUCCGCCAAAAUUAACCCAAUGAUUGACACACACACAUACUAUGUGUAUGAGAAUCAGCGCUGGAAUCCAAUCAGUGGUUUCACGGCGAAGAGUCUGCCUACGGAUCGGCACUUGUGGAGCGAUGCUACUGGGCGGCAGAAGCGGAGCAAGGAGCACACUAAGCUCCUUUCCACGCACUGCGAAUGGAUCUCCGAUUGGGCCAUUGACUACAACAUUCCUGGGGGCGCGGACAAGGAGGGCUGGCAAUACGCCAUCGAUUUUUCCGUCAGCUAUCAUGCCCACAAAAAACUCACGGACUGCGUGCGUCGGCGAAGGUGGAUGAAGCGGUGUCGCCUUAGUAGCAGCGGUCCAUGGCAGGAGCUAAGUCAGUCCAAAAUUCUCGAUGCUGCCCUGCAGGUAUUGGAUGAGGAUACGGAUAAUAGCUGUUCGGGCGAGAGAAACACAGCUGUGGCUGCCUGGGCCAUUGCCUCCAAUGGUGAUGUCCUGAUCCGACAUGGUGUAUGCAGUUUAAACCCUCGUGGCGAUGCCUGGGAGCACAUAACCAGCGACCAGCCGCUCGUCGGGAUCAGCGUGGGACCCACCGGUCAAGUGUGGACUGUGGCGCGCAAUGGCAUGGUGUUUUUCCGGUAUGGAAUCAGCAGGCAGAAUCCUUGCGGCGAUGCCUGGCAACAAGUGGAGGCUCCCGCGGGUGUGACCUUUAAAGCGAUAAGCGUGGGUCGGGCGGGGAUUUGGGCGCUGGACAACCAGCAGCGUUUGGCUGUGCGUAAGGAGAUAUCGAGGACUUUCCCUGAGGGCUCCCACUGGCAGUUUCUGCCCAAUGCCCCUAAUGUGCCGCCGCAUACUGAUCAGCAUUGUGGCUUCCGGUCGGUGUCCGUGGGCUCCGAGGUGUGGGCCAUCUCCCUCAAUGGUAUCAUCUGCAGGCGCUGCGGCAUUACAAAUGAAAAUCCUGCAGGCGUAGGAUGGAAUCUUGGCAUUGCGGGCCAAUGGCAAAAUGUCUCUGUCGAAGGAUAUAUGUAAUGGAUUUAAUUUCGAUAUUUGUGCAUUCCUAUUUACUUACUCGUAUUUAUUCAUGUUUACAAGCUUAUAAGCGACUAGGCCAACGCUUUUUCCAAAGUAUUUGAACAUAAGAUGUUUCCUAUAAGCCAUUUACAUAUUUAAAACGUAUUAUUUACACAUAUUUAUUUAGGACGUAUAAUAAUUUAUAAAAAAAAUCUAUCUCACAUUUGUAAGAAAAAUUAUUAAACCAGAUGGAAAUGUACACUUUUUGUUUAGUUUAACAAAUCAAGCAGCCGUGAUUUUUCAUUAUUGUAAGCCAAUAUAUGUUUUGAAU
Messenger RNA from Drosophila erecta, 4653 nucleotides. It is a transcript of the gene Pex23, whose product is annotated as tectonin beta-propeller repeat-containing protein. Gene Ontology annotation, cellular component: membrane. Lineage: Eukaryota; Metazoa; Arthropoda; Insecta; Diptera; Drosophilidae. The transcript is spliced from 6 exons. Gene Ontology annotation, molecular function: carbohydrate binding. The coding region runs from base 294 to 4340 and encodes 1348 amino acids. The record is from RefSeq and is a predicted model, not a curated record.